AUGGCCGUUCACCUUAUGGCACCCCCGAACCCGGGCUGUGGAGUACUGGCUGAAACUAGCUGCGUGGCCGAUGUGGAGGAUAGCAUUUGUCAAGAACCACAACCAAGAUCGAGAACCGGUGGAUCUCAUCGACUGGCGCGAACGGUGUCCGAAAUAGUCGGUGUCCGCGGUGCGUCCUCCGCGAGCAUUGGCGAGCAAUGGCUGAGAUCAUCGUUGCCCCGAACGGAUCUGGACAAAGGAAGACGAAGUGCCACUGCAGCCCUGGUGGACGCUGGUCUCAUUCGUUCUCUCUCCCCUUCCAUUCCGUCGGAGUCCUUGGUUGACUACGGAGGGGAGGUGACCAUCAGAAGGGCCGCUCGGUUGGUCCAGUCAGCUAUUUAUACCCUCCCCCCUACGUAG
Messenger RNA from Penicillium macrosclerotiorum, 399 nucleotides. RefSeq lists its product as uncharacterized. The record is from RefSeq and is a predicted model, not a curated record. The transcript has 2 exons. The coding region runs from base 1 to 399 and encodes 132 amino acids. Lineage: Eukaryota; Fungi; Ascomycota; Eurotiomycetes; Eurotiales; Aspergillaceae.